AUGGCUGGUGGUGGAAAGAAACAUGGACGUUUCAUGAUCGGGGAUGGAUUCAUUGACUCAACAACAGUCUUUGGUGACUGUUCACCUGAUGAUCCACGGCCUCGUAGAAGAUCUAGGACAGAUCAGGACAACACAAAUCAGAUUGAAGACCUUUUGCGGCAGCUACAAGAGGAGCGUGAGGCCAGGGAAAGAGAGCAUGAAGAGAGGGAGCGUCAGGAGAGGGAGCAGGAGAAGGAUCGUGAGCGUGAAGAGAGGGCAAAAGAGAAGGAGCAGGAGCGGAAGGAGAGGGAGUUGGAGCACAAGGAGAGGGAGUUGGAAAAGAUAGCGUUCCAACAGAAAUCAACAUAUUUUGAAGCUGCUUUAAGAGCGAUACAAAGUAAGCUGAACAUAGACCUGUUACCUUCAGUCUCAGCUCCCUUACCUGUCAUGUUGACUCCCCCAACUUUAUCUGGUGUGGCUUGGACUGGAAACUCAGGCCCUGAACAUGUUGGGGCUGGUGCUGUCUCUGGUGCAAUUGUGAACAUUUAGCACACCGCAGCAGACAAGAUCUGAAGAAUAUUAGGAGUGUUUUGUAUAGCUGAAAAGAAUCGGCUAGUUAUACAUGACUGAAACCAUGGAUGUGUUUUGUAACUAAACUGACCUGGAUGGUCAUAGCCAUGAAGUUGGUCAGCUGUUGGUUGUGGCUGUCAUACUAAGUAGUCUUUUGUAGUUAAUCACCUAGGUAUACUUCACUAAGUCUUACCUAAACUUAAGUUUAUAUGGAACUCUAGUAGCUGUUGGCUGUGCCUGCUGCCUUAGGUUGGCUGUCUGUUGUUUAUGUACUGUAGGUCAUAUGUGGGUAUUCACUGUAACUUGUGAAUUGAAAGUACGGUACUUUUGGUCAUAUAU
Messenger RNA from Oryza brachyantha (malo sina), 888 nucleotides. RefSeq lists its product as uncharacterized. The record is from RefSeq and is a predicted model, not a curated record. The transcript has 3 exons. Bases 1 to 528 code for a protein of 175 amino acids. Lineage: Eukaryota; Viridiplantae; Streptophyta; Magnoliopsida; Poales; Poaceae.